Molecule: messenger RNA, 276 nt
Organism: Racocetra fulgida
Lineage: Eukaryota; Fungi; Glomeromycota; Glomeromycetes; Diversisporales; Gigasporaceae
Source: the annotation of a GenBank genome assembly
AUGACUCAAUCCGAGCUUUCAGAGAAUUUGAACAGCCCCGCCCCAUACUAUUGUGGGUUAAGAGCUUCUGAUAUAGGUUCUCAACAAGCCGAAGCUCUAGUCGCUUCAACAUCUGGGACUUUUGAGAGUUCUGAACCACCCGAAACAGUAAAUAAAAAGCCCAAAGAUAGUAAGUCACCUGAAUCUAUUGAGCCUAUAAGUGAAGUGCUAGAUAUAUCUCCUAAAAAAACUGAUUUUUCAAGCCUAUCAAUGAAGUAUCAUUUGCUAUACUUUUGA